AAUCAUACAUUUUAUCAAUGAAUUGUCAGUCUCAGCACUGUUUGUGUCUGCUACAUCAAUAUUUCUUUAGUUCUCAUCUGUUUGCAAUUUAUUUGUGUUGACCAAUAAUCGUUCCUUGAUCAUGGCUGAGUUAGUUGGAGGAGCGCUUCUCUCUGCUUUCCUAGAACCAUUGGUGCAAAAGUUAGCUUCGGAGGUGAAGGACUUCUUCAAAGGAAAAGAUGCCAUUCUCAAGCUGCUGAAGGAGCUGAAGACUUUGCUGUCCACGGCUGAUCUACUGCUCACUGAUGCCGAGGAGAAGCUGAUCAAAGACCAAGCGGUGAGGAAGUGGCUCGACGAUCUCAAGGACACCGUUUACGAUGCAGACGACUUGGUUUACAAGAUCGACACUGAAGCAUGGCAAAACAAGCUGGAAGGUCACGAAUCUCGAACUCGAAGCAGCUAUGGUUGCUGUAAUAAGGUACUCAUCAGAUUCAACCCAACACCCUUUACUGCUUUCGAUAAGGGAAUAAAGCGAGAGAUAGAGGGGACACUCGACAGGUUGAAACAUCUUCUGGAGAAUAAAGAUCUUGGUCUAGAACGUUUGAAAAAACAUAAGCUUCCGGAAAGGGUAUGUGCUCCUUUGUUACAAGAAUCUGAUGUUUAUGGAAGAGAUGUCGAGAAAGAAGCUAUUAUUAAGUUGUUACUAUCGGAUGAGACGACUGAGAGUGGUGAUAAAUUGUAUGUGAUUCCCGUAGUGGGAAUGGGUGGUAUUGGAAAGACUACUCUUGCUCAACUUGUAUACAAUGAUGAAAGAGUCAAUCAAAAGUUCGACACCAAAAUAUGGAUUACAGUGGGAGAUGACAAACUUGAUUGCAUGAAAAUGAUGAAACUAAUUGUCGAAAAGGUCACUUUUGAAAAGUGUGAAAUUGAGGAGCCAUAUGACCUUCAAGAUAAACUAAAAAGGGCUCUGAGUACGAAGAAAUUUCUGUUUGUUGUUGAUGAUGUUUGGGAUGAGGAUCCCACCAAGUGGGGUGUUUUAAAAAAUUCUUUCGAAUCGGGAUUGCUUGGAAGCAAGAUUAUUGUGACAACGCGUAGCACAAUUGUUGCAUCAAUUAUGAAAACAGAAUCGAUUUAUCAGCUAAAGAGGAUAUCUGAUGUUGAUGGCUGGCUGUUAUUUGCAAAACAUGCUUCGAUUAAUGCAAGCUCGAAUGAGUACUCCGAUCUCCAAGAAAUUGGAAAAAAAAUUGUUGACAAGUGUAAGGGUCUUCCUUUAGCAAUAAAAUCAAUUGGCGAUCUCUUACGAGGGAAACGAAGCAACGAGGAAUGGAAUAGCAUCCUAAACAAUGAUAUAUGGGAGUUGUAUGAAAGAAAAAAUGUUAGUAUUCUUCCAGCGUUGUGGUUGAGUUAUUUUUAUCUUCCUUCGAGAUUAAAGCAAUGUUUUGCUUACUGUGCUCUUUUUCCAAAAGACUAUGGUUUCAUUAAAGACGACGUAAUCUUGUUAUGGAUGGCUGAAGGUCUUGUACAUUCCCAGAACAAGAAGAGAAUGGAAGAAACUGGAGAGGAGUAUUUCCAAGAUCUAAUUUCGAGGUCAUUUUUCCAACCAUCAAAUGAGAAUAAGUCAACUUUUCUCAUGCACGAUCUUAUACAUGAUUUAGCAAUGUUCGUCUCUGGUGAGUUUUGCUCAUUGAUCAAUGGUAACAAAUGCUCUAACAAGGUUCGUCAUAUGUUGUACAUGAAAGAUUGUAAAAAAGAUUAUCACCUUAAAGCUAAGGGCCUUCGCACCUUACUAUGGCACCCAGAAUUAGAAUUAGAUCGAGAAUCUUUGUCAAAGGUAAAGCACUUGCACAGUUCAUUCCCACACUUAAGAGUACUAUCCAUAAGGAACGACACAUUGCCCAAUUCAAUUGGCAAUUUGAAGUAUUUACGAUAUUUGAAGUUGCAAUGUUAUUAUAUCGACCGAAUACCCAAUUCAAUUUGUAAUUUGUAUAAUUUGGAGAUAUUGUUGUUGGAGGGGUGUAAAAAUGUUACUCUUCUACCAUAUGAUAUAGGAAAUUUAGUUAAGUUGCGACAUCUUUCCGUACCGUUAGAGUUGGAAGAGAUGCCAUUGCAAUUUGGGAAGCUACAAAAUCUACAGACACUAAACAGAUUCAUUGUGGGAAAGAAGAAAGAUGUUGGUAUCAAGUUGCUGAAAGAGCUUCAAGAUCUACACGGGAGUCUUUCGAUUUGGGGACUAGAAAAUGUUAGGAGCAUUGAGGAUGUUCCUGAUGGGAUUUUGCAGAAUCAAAAGUUUCUUAAGCUGUCUUUGGACUGGGACUAUGGCCACGAACCAGAUGACUUGCAUAGAGAAAAAGGGAUACUCGAUACCCUCAAACCUCAUCCAAACCUAAAGGAACUCAAGAUUGAAAACUACAAAGGCAGCAGCUUUCCAAUUUGGAUUGGACAUCAUUUAUUUUCUGAUUUGGUAAGAGUGGAGCUGAAAAGCUGUCAUAACUGUAGUUCCUUGCCGUCACUGGGACAGUUACCAUCUCUCAAAGACCUUGUCAUUUCGGGCAUGAAUGGUGUGGUGAGCAUAGGCUCAGAGUUUCAUUAUUUGACGACCAGUGUUGAUCCUUUUGCUGCAACAGAGACGAACCCUUUCAGAUGUUUGAGGAGCUUGAGGUUCGAGGAUAUGAAAGAGCUCCAAGAGUGGUCGUUCAACGAAUGUGGAGUCUUUCCUCAUCUUAGCGAACUUCAUUUUGUCCAGUGCAGAAGACUCAAAGUGUUACUGUUACCAGAUUAUUUUCCGUCACUGAGAGAACUGAAAAUAAACCAGUGUGAGCAACUGAUGCCUUUACUCCCACGAGCCCAGCCCACGAGCCCCGCCCCACCAUUUCCAUCUCUUGAGAUUUUAGAAAUAUUUGACUGUAAUGGGCAAGAAUCACUUCUAGAAGAGGGGUUGCCUUUGAGUUUAAAAAGCAUUGUCAUUAUGGGAUGUAUGAACCUCAAGUGCUUAGACGACUCGGCCUUUCGACGCCUUACUUGCCUUGAGAAGUUGGAAAUCGAAUAUUGUAGGAAGCUUCGAUGCUUGCCUAAAGAGCUGCCCACUUCUCUUUCUUAUCUACGCAUUUACUAUUGUGAAUUGCUAACGCCACGAAUCGAGAGGGAAACAGGGGAGGACUGGUCAAUCAUUGCUCACAUCCCAAACGUAUCUUCUAGGGAUUAUAGAUGGGAAAAUUUGCAGCUCUAAUUCCUUGUAUUAUUCACACCAACUAGUCUGCUUUGGUAGGUUCUUUCAAAAAUCAAAUGAACUUGGCCAAUGAAAAUGGGAUUAACAACCAACUCUUAAGACCAUUCUGAAUCAAAUGAAUGCAGGAUCUCAAAUUGUGUUGAUAUUAGACAUCUCUUACUUCAAGACACUUUCAAGAUUCUAGAAAUAUGCGUAGAACUGAGCCCAAGAGAUUCAUGGAAGAAGUUUUUGCAGAGAAGAUAAGUUUGGCCAUAUACUUUGCUGCGAAAGUGUGGUUAUGUGAAUGUCCAAGGGUCAAAGAAUGAGUUCAAUAUGUGUACAUAGUACAAAUACAAUCAUGCCAACAAGUGUAUAUAUAUGUGCCAUUGAAAUCUAAAGCAUGUUGUAUAUUUGGCUAUAAUAUAACUUCAUUAAAA
Molecule: messenger RNA, 3621 nt
Organism: Humulus lupulus (European hop)
Lineage: Eukaryota; Viridiplantae; Streptophyta; Magnoliopsida; Rosales; Cannabaceae
Product: putative disease resistance RPP13-like protein 1
Exons: 4
Coding region: 122-3205 (1027 amino acids)
Biological process (GO): defense response to other organism
Molecular function (GO): ADP binding
Source: RefSeq, a predicted model, not a curated record